Molecule: messenger RNA, 1761 nt
Organism: Branchiostoma belcheri (Belcher's lancelet)
Lineage: Eukaryota; Metazoa; Chordata; Leptocardii; Amphioxiformes; Branchiostomatidae
Product: integrator complex subunit 12-like
Exons: 9
Coding region: 127-1530 (467 amino acids)
Biological process (GO): snRNA 3'-end processing
Cellular component (GO): integrator complex
Source: RefSeq, a predicted model, not a curated record
UCUUCGUCAAUAACUAAAAUAUAUUUUGCGUCAUAAACACCCCUGUAAACAACAUGCACCAUUCCAGAUCACCAGAGGAAGGAGAGGGAGACGAGUUGGCGGAACAAAGCUGUAAACCUUCAAACCAUGGCUACGUUUGAGCUGGAUCCGGUGUUUGUAAAGGCUCUGGGUUACCUUCGCUCCAAGAGUAAGGAUUCUACAGAAAAACUGAAGGCUCUGGUCGAUGCUGCGCUCAACAAAUCGUCCCCUUCCCUUGCCACAUCUUCAGUGAUAACAGGAAAGCUUGACAAGGUGGAGGAUUCUCCAUCAGCAGACACUGUGGGUCAGGGGAAAACACAAGUUGAGGAGAAGGCACAGGAUGUGGAGGGUAGGAAAGGGUCGCCCCACGGCCAGAUGAACCGCCUGAUGGUCCCGGGACAGAAGGAGCGCCGGUCCCCCUCCCUGAGCGGCAGCGGUGCGGGACGAUCCACACCUGAUCCGCCGAAAAAACAGCCGGACAAACGCAGCCUGGAGAAGCUGAAACAGGACCUGACUGACCUGAACAAAGAGCAUAAGAAGCCUAAGCUGGAGAAGCCAGACCCCCCCACGGUGCGUGAGGGCUCCCCGCCGGUCCUGAAGAAAGAGCAGUCGUCAGAUGAGGAGGAGGGAGAGGAGGGGAUGGAGACCAGCGCUGAUGAGUUUGCUGAGGAGAUGGGGCUGGUGUGUGUCAUCUGCAGACAGAUGAACGUGACUCCAGGUAACCAGCUGGUGGAGUGUGCGGAGUGCCACAACCUGUACCAUCAGGACUGUCACCGUCCGCCCGUGACAGACAGUGAUGUGAACGACCCUCGGAAGGUUUGGUACUGUCAGCGCUGUACCCGCACCAUCAGGAAAAUGAACAAGAUCCAGGCCCUACCACCGCUCAAGGCAUCCAAGGCCCAGAAGUCCAAGCCCACCUCCACCAUAUCCAGUAGCAGAGAGAAGGACCAGGCUUCUGUCAAACCCAAGACUCCAGACCUCUCCACCAUGCAGCUGUUUAAGAGAUCGGAAACAUCGUCCAUGACGUCCUCCUCGACCCUGUCCAGUGCGGGGUCAGGCUCACAGCUCACCGGACUGGCCAGCUGGGCGGCUAACAUCAGCGGGAAGUCCUCCCUCCCCAAAACCCCCACCACCACCAAGGCACCGGCCGGUCCCUUCAGCAGUGCCAAACCUGCAGCUGCCGCCGCCGGGAAACAGGGCCUGGCUGCCAUGAAGGCUGCCGUCACAUCAAAAUCUUCCUCAUCAGGGAGUUCCAGUAAAUUCCUGUCUAGCGGCAGUAGUGGUAGCACAGGGAGCGGCAUGGCUAAGCUAGGAGGAGGCUCGGGGAAGCCGCCGUCGGUGUCAAGUUCGAGCGUGAAACCGUCAGGAAGCGGCGCUGCGAAGCCGGGAGGGAAUGGAGGCAGAAUGCUGCAGCUACCAACAUCGCAGUCGCAAGACGCUAACAAGAGACUGCAGAUGAUGAAGAAAAAAGCCGCAGCCAAAAUGCAGCAAAAGAAGCAGAGUAGAUUUUAGGACAACCUAAAAUGUUUUAACACUUGGGCAAGAUGGAUUGAAGUUAAAGGAUGCAUUUUGAAGAAAUAAAUAGCGUCUCACUUGCUAAACAUCAUUUAAUGUAAUUAUCAUGUUGUACCUGCCAGUACUAGUGUGGUUGAACAGGACGAUAACAAGAAAUUCUACAGUCAUGUUGAAAAAAUUGUAUGGUCGAACAUUGUCAUCAUUGGAAAAUAAAAAUCUAUAGAAGUC